Messenger RNA from Drosophila ficusphila, 1676 nucleotides. It is a transcript of the gene H2.0, whose product is annotated as homeobox protein H2.0. Gene Ontology annotation, molecular function: sequence-specific DNA binding; DNA-binding transcription factor activity, RNA polymerase II-specific. NCBI's taxonomy places the organism in Eukaryota, Metazoa, Arthropoda, Insecta, Diptera, Drosophilidae. The record is from RefSeq and is a predicted model, not a curated record. Gene Ontology annotation, biological process: regulation of DNA-templated transcription.
GUUAAAUAAACUCUUUGUGAGCUGUAAGGAUCUCAUCAUUUGAACUUCAAGAGUUUCGAACCACCACAACAUCAUAUAAAUAAAGCCACUUUUGCCCCACUGCUCACAUCAGGAGCACACAAUCUCAGCGAGAUCAACCUAACCGCAAUCGAUCGCUGGCCGAGCGUGCUCCCUAGCGGGUUCCGAUCAGUUCUGACUGGGAUGCCUUGCAAAGCGGUUUGACCGGAGGCGCGCAGCCCUGAAAGUAUUCGCGAUCGCCGUAUCGAACCCGUAUUCCGACGAACUGAAAUUCCCGAGCAAUGUUACUACACGAGAGUGCCGCCACCAUGGAACAGAGUAUGCCCGAGAACCUCAGCACUCACGCGUGCGGCGAGUGUGAAGUGAAUGCUCCUCUGACGGACUGCCGCGGUUUGGGGGAAAGUGAUCCUGAGGUGCCGUCCAAAGGGUCCACAGUCAGCACGUCGCCGCCCAAAGGGUCCGCAAUCAGCUCGGCGCCGCCAGCCACAAGCAACACCAAAGUGAAGCUCAGUUUUAGUGUCGACCGGCUACUGAGCUGUGAGCCCGGCGAGCCGCACAGGAACACCUCCUCGUCGCCCUCGGCCAAGUCCUGCUGCGAAGGGGGCGUCUUCUCCUGCUGCUCGUUUCCGCACUGCUUCAGCCAAGCUGGGGGCGAAACCCGUAAGUUCGGCCAUGCUCCCAACCCUGUACCUGCGGCACCCACGUCCACGGCCCCGUACCCUUUCGUGGGACUCGACAAGCUGUAUCCCAGCCUGUAUAUGGAUUACAAAUCAGUGCUGAGACCCACGCCGAUUCGGGCAGCAGACCACGCCGCGCCCACGUACCCCACUCUGGCCACAAACGCGCUACUCCGCUUCCAUCACCACCAGAAACAGCAGCAUCAACAACACCAUGCAAAACAGCUCCAUCAGCAGCAUAAGCCCCCGCAGCACAACUCGACGACAGCUUCGGGGCUGCUGGCGCCCCUUCACAGCCUUUCCACGCUGCAUCUGAAUCAGCAGCAGCGGUUUCUGGGCAAGACGCCGCAGCAGCUACUGGACAUCGCUCCCACGACUCCGGCGGCAGCCACAUUACAAAAUGGUGGCCACCCACAGAAGGCCAGCGGCGGUGCUCCAAGCAACGCCGCAGGAAACAACAACGGGAAGCGCAAACGCUCCUGGUCUCGGGCCGUCUUCACGAAUCUACAGCGCAAGGGCCUGGAGAUCCAGUUCCAGCAGCAGAAGUACAUCACAAAGCCAGACCGCCGAAAGCUGGCGGCACGGCUGAACCUCACCGACGCUCAGGUGAAGGUGUGGUUCCAAAACCGACGCAUGAAAUGGAGACACACAAGGGAGAAUCUAAAGAGCGGUCAGGAGAAGCAGCCCAGUGCGGUCCAGGGAGGCGGAGGUGGCUUUAAGACUUCCACGGUAUCAGAAGACAGCACAGCCCACGAGACGCUCGACUACAGUUCCGACAGCUGUUCCAGCGCGGACUUAAGUGAGCAGGCCGACGACGACGAUAACAUUGAAAUUAAUGUGGUCGAGUAGACCAAAGUUCUGUAAAAAUGUGCUAUGUAUCGAUACGCAUGUCAAAUGUACAUUUAGAUGUAUUUAUUUCAAUAGUUACUAACAGUUAUGUACACAAAUACCGGAAAAUGAAUUUAAAUUAUUAUAAGACUA